Postia placenta MAD-698-R-SB12 is the source of this 2792-nucleotide messenger RNA. RefSeq lists its product as hypothetical. The transcript is spliced from 9 exons. Bases 1 to 2667 code for a protein of 888 amino acids. Gene Ontology annotation, molecular function: RNA binding; pseudouridine synthase activity. Gene Ontology annotation, biological process: pseudouridine synthesis. NCBI's taxonomy places the organism in Eukaryota, Fungi, Basidiomycota, Agaricomycetes, Polyporales, Adustoporiaceae. The record is from RefSeq and is a predicted model, not a curated record. Gene Ontology annotation, cellular component: nucleus.
AUGUCCUCGCCCAAGUCUCGCCCAAGGGAGGAUGAAGAGCCCGGACGCUCGCACAAGCGCGCCAAGAUAGACGUCGCUGAUGUGCAGGAUGUCGCAAUGGCCGUGGACGAAUCCAACGAGCCAUCCGCGGACGACACAACGCCUUUCGAACAACCCGCGAAUGACGACCCAGAGGUAGAGCAGGUGGAAGAGCCCAUGUUGCCACCCAGUCACGCCUUGCUGGGUGCACCACCACCGGUAUUUUCCUCUGACGGAACCAUGCAAUGCAUCAUGGAGACCGACGUGGGCAUUUCAGAAUAUAUUGGGCACGACGUGCCGAAGAUUGAAGGCAUCAUCAAGCAAAGAUUCACCGACUUCUUGGUGUAUGAGGUGGACCUGGAUGGCAACGUUAUCCAUGUGAAGUCCCUCACAAAGCCAGAAUCUUCACCCAAAAAGAAGGAAGACACUAAGGAGAACCACCCUGCUGCAGAAGAGGGGGCUCCUUCCGCGCAGCCUACUUCUGAUAGCACUAAUGGACCCGUUCCUCCGACUACAGAACCCUCUGAAAAGGCGGACGAAUCCACGGAAGCUGCAGAAAACGUCGUCGCUGAAAUGGCGGGCACUCCAAACGCGGCUCCCAACUGUGAAUCCUCGCAGACACAAAAUGAGCCAUGGCCCGAGCAAUUCACUGCAAAGUUGACUGCUUUCCUCUCGGAAGAGACGGUCGUUAAGAUCAAGGAACUCUACUUGGAGGGCCCAGAACCUCCCUUCGUCAGCGACAGCGGCUGGGGCGGUCGUCAGGCCAAGCCCGCCGAAGACGACAACAAGCCCGAAGGCGAAGACACCCCCGCGGCACCCGAAGCGCCAGAAGAAGAGCCCAAGCAAGGCCGAGGGAAGCGCGGACGCGACCGCGGUGUGCGCGGGGGACGUGGUGCACGCGGCGGAAGGGGAGGGCGCGGUGGGCGACCAGGCGCGCGGGAGGACCACCGCAGGGUGCUGACCGAUCCCAUCGCGUCCAAGACGACGCGCACCGGUCUGCACCAGGCGGUCCGCGAGCUCUUCGGAGGGAAGCUUGAUACGGAGACGGACCUGAACACGCCUGCGGACGAUGAGGGCUCGCGCAUAGUCAUCAAAUGGUCGCGAAGAGGCAGUGGGCGCGGUGGUGCGCGGGGAGGCCGCGGGGGCCGUGGGGACAGGCCCGAGCGGGGGAACUACCCACCGUACAUCCACUUCACGAUGCAGAAGACGAACCGCGAUACGCAGGAUGCGCUCGCGCACCUCUCGCGUAUUCUGCAUGUCAACGUGAAGGAUCUCUCCGUUGCAGGCACCAAGGACAAGCGCGGCGUCACCGUCCAGCGCGUGUCUCUCCGCAGGGGAAACAAAAGCGUCGAAGACGUGUGGACCAUGGCAAACGGUGUGAACGGCCGGCGGACAGCCGAGGAAGCGUUGACGCGCCGAGGGGAGCGCGGUAUCCGUAUCGCCGACUUCAAUUACAGAAAGGCGAGCUUAGAGCUUGGCCUGCUGAAGGGAAAUGCGUUUGUGAUCACCCUAAGAAAUGUACAAGUUGACUCGAUGGAAACUCUCGAUCGGGCCAUGAAUUCGAUCAAGAACAAGGGCUUCAUCAACUAUUAUGGUAUGCAACGCUUUGGAACCGCAUCUAUCCCAACACAUUCGAUCGGCCUUGCUCUCCUCAAGUCCGACUGGCAUCGUGCGGUAUCGCUGAUCCUAAGGAACAGGCCGGGCGAACACCCUGACGUAGUCGCUGCACGGGACGCCUGGCUAGUCGACGGUGACCUAGACAAGGCACUCGAGCUCAUGCCGCGACGUGUCGUUGCGGAGCGUUGCAUUCUCGAAAGCUAUAAGAAGCAAGGAGGCGACACCAGGAAUGCUAUGGGGACGCUGUCGACGAUCCCCAAGAACCUGCGCCUCAUGUACGUGCACGCCUACCAGUCGUACGUGUGGAAUGCUAUCGUCUCCGAGCGCAUCAAAAUGCACGGCGCAGAGAAACCGGUUGUCGGUGACUUGGUAUUCGAUACGUCCUCUGAAAAAGGCGCCGAUGAGGACCCAGAAGCCACGGCGGAGCUUGCUGAGGGCGAGCAGCCAGUGGAGGACAAGGACGCUGACAACGAUGCCCUCUCUGGGCGGUCAAGUAAACGGUCGAGAAAGCCCUGGGAGCCGUUCAAGGUCAAGACUUUGACUGAGGAGGACGUUGACAAGUACUCUAUCUUCGACGUGAUCAUGCCUCUGCCCGGAAGGGACGUUGCGUAUCCGGGCGGUGCCCUAGGAGAGCGCUACAGGGAGUUCCUAAGGACUGAUGGCCUGGACCCGGACAACUUUGUCCGCAAACAAAAAGAGUAUAGUCUCGGUGGCUCCUAUCGCAAGAUCCUGCACCUCCCGAAGGAGCUGUCUUGGUCUGUGCUCAGGUACACAGACCCGGACGUCCCUCUCGCUCAAGCGGACGAAGACAAGCUCCUGGGCUUCGAACCACCGGUCGUUGUAGAGGACGGCAAGUUCCUAGCACUCCAGAUAAACUUGCAGCUUGGGACUGCGGCAUACGCGACCAUGGCGUUGCGGGAGGUGACAAAGACGGAGACGAGCUCGCACUAUCAGACGACUCUGACACAGGCGUCUGAGGAUCAAAAAUACAAGGCAUCUGCUGAGGCCGACGGUGAAGUAGUCGAAACGUGACGCACAUGUACUAGUCCUCUAAACGGACCAAAACCCACAUGUUGUAGCGUAUAGUCUGGUGUAUUUUCGUCUUAUCUCUGUCUGAAUCAUGUUGCGAUGUCUCGUCUGGGACAUCUCUUGAUCAA